Selaginella moellendorffii is the source of this 2033-nucleotide messenger RNA. RefSeq lists its product as uncharacterized. Lineage: Eukaryota; Viridiplantae; Streptophyta; Lycopodiopsida; Selaginellales; Selaginellaceae. Gene Ontology annotation, biological process: SCF-dependent proteasomal ubiquitin-dependent protein catabolic process. The transcript has 4 exons. The record is from RefSeq and is a predicted model, not a curated record. Gene Ontology annotation, molecular function: ubiquitin-protein transferase activity; protein binding. Bases 452 to 1714 code for a protein of 420 amino acids.
AGAGAGCAAGCAGUCUACAAAAUUCGGGGAGAAAAGAAUCUCUAGUGUCAACCACUGGUGGACAAACUUGCUCCUUUCGUGAGCUACAUGGACGAGAGAAUGCAAUGCAAUGAGGAGAGCUCUCAACUCCUGUCAGCAUCCAAGGAGAGACGUUCUCAGCAGGGACGAGAUUGAACCAAAGCAUGAGCUACCAGGGUGUGUUUUGCUUGGAUGAUGGCGCGGGUUCUAAUGUGAUAUGCUUGUGGGCAUCGCGGACAGUCUUCUAAGCCUCUUCAAGCUUCGAUAUGGUAGCUACAUUGGCUGCUACGAGCACAAAGAGACACGGUUCUAUAGUGGAAGUCAUAGAAAACAAGAAGUGAUUUUUCGAGCUCGACACUACUGGAAAAAAACGUGAUUUUUUCCCCUUAACGAUAAGGGGCAUAUAAAUUGAGUUUUCCUUCCAACAGGCAGCAUGGAGCGCCUAACGGAGGAUUUGUUGCUCCGGGUGUUUGCGAGCCUGGAGCUUGACGAUCUAGGGAGGCUGCGAUGCGUUUGUAGAUCCUGGGACAGCGCCAUUACUUCUCACGAAUUCGCCAAGCAAUGGAAGGGAAGGGACGAGGUCUGUUGUGUCUUGCGCACUAAGGACAGCAUCCACAGAGAAGUGUGGUUCCCGGGCAGCGGCGCAAGAAGAUCUACCGGAUUGAAUCCAGGGCCUCGUGGGUGUUUCUCCAUUGGGGUUUCUUCUUCACACGGCCUGGUUUGCGGAUUGCUACCAGAAGAGGGCCGCUACUGGAACACGCCUGACACAGCAUGGAAAUUUGUGGUAGGAAAUCCAUUGACAAGCAAAUGGAGGCGGUUGCCUCCAAUCGAUAUCCCUUCUCGUCCGCUCUACACCAUGGAAAGGAUCCAUCUCCAGGCUGAUCCGUCCAAAGGUUCCUACAAGCUGGUCAUCACCUACAGUGAAGAUGGCGUUGACUACCAAGUGAUCUACCAGGCGCGCCAGUAUGAUUCAGAGUCGCGGGUUUGGACCUCGGCAGUGCCCUUUAUUGGCGAGCACGACUGCGCAAACACGAAGAUUGAUGGCUCCGUGAUUGGAAGCGCGGGGCUCCAUUACCCUCCAUACUUUCUCAUGGCCUACAAUCCAGAUUCCAUGGCCUGGUCUUGUCACAAGCACUUCGUUGGUGGUCGUGAUCCAACUCCCCUCAAUGAGUCUGUCUACAAGGAGUAUAAGCUUGACUGCACCACCUUAUGCGAUGUCUUGAGGUGGAGAGGCAGGAAUUUCAUGGUGACGCACUCGUUUAGCUGCGUGGUGCUCUGGGAGCUGGACACUGUGGCAGGAGAGUGGAAGGUUUUGUCAAGCAGGCGGUAUAAGGAGCUGUAUGGCAGGAUGCCGUCGAGAGAAAACUCGGAUAUCCAGGCGCUGCUUGUUGGGAGCACAAUAGUUUCUCGGAUCGCUACAAGACUGUGUAUGCGUAUGCUCCAUAUGCGUACAACCUCGAGGACUCAACUUGGCACUCGUCAACUUGCUCUGCGAGUGCGGACACGGACACUGCACUUGGCUGCGCAUUCAUACCCAGCUUCAACAUCGAGCCAUAGGAAAAGCAUCUUGCGAGAGGUGAGUACUUGUUUUAAGAGAGGACAAAGGUUCAGCACAGGGGCGGUCCAAAGGUGGGACUUUUCUUUGUGCUUUCUUCACUGUUUGCAUAACUGGAGAUCUGCCGUGAGGAAGACGUGAAAAACUCUGCGAUCCUGCCUGCGCUUGCGCCGAGGCAUAAGAUCGCAUCACGCCCGAUCUGCUCUUACCACGCCAAGCUACGACUUGCAUAGCAACAGAGCUCCUGUCAACCGACGCUCAAGGUCCACAACAUUCCACUGCAGAAAAACAUGUUUCUUCCGCGAUUUGUGGAUGCUGGAAAGGCUGCUGCUGCCGAAGGAACGCUGAGUGGGCGAUUUCCUGCCGAGGGAAGAGCUCUCGGGAGAAUGUGGAUUGAAGGCAUUGUGUGUAAAUACUUCAUUAUUUAUUGAAACAUUAUACUAAACACUACUUUAAACCA